Soboliphyme baturini is the source of this 273-nucleotide messenger RNA. Lineage: Eukaryota; Metazoa; Nematoda; Enoplea; Dioctophymatida; Soboliphymatidae. The record is from the annotation of a GenBank genome assembly.
CGAAGCUCAGACUCUGGCAUAGGAUCGGGAACGUUGGAAGCACUGUCUGACGCGUCUGCCUCCGCGAUCCGGAAGGAGAAGCGGCGAUGGAAGUUGAUGAAGAUGAAGAUGAAUGAGGUGACGCUUGGACCACAGUGUUGCGUGCCUGUUUCGUUCCGACCACAUCCGUGUUUCGACAUCGGUUAUAAAAACGGCCAGAACCGAGAAUUUCUGUGCCAGGAACCGCACGCGCAGAAGUGCAACUCAGCCAGCAUCUCGACUAAUUUGUCGUGA